Molecule: messenger RNA, 1332 nt
Organism: Pyrgilauda ruficollis (rufous-necked snowfinch)
Lineage: Eukaryota; Metazoa; Chordata; Aves; Passeriformes; Passeridae
Gene: SPG11
Product: SPG11 vesicle trafficking associated, spatacsin
Exons: 8
Coding region: 91-1131 (346 amino acids)
Biological process (GO): axo-dendritic transport; axon extension; chemical synaptic transmission
Cellular component (GO): synapse; dendrite; cytoplasm
Source: RefSeq, a predicted model, not a curated record
ACAGGGCAGAAGCAGGCUUGGAACCCUGCAGUGGAGAGCCAGGAGCUGCUGCAGCUUGCCAAGCUGUGCCAGGAUCACACCUUGGUUGGGAUGAAGCUGCUGGAUAAAAUCUCCUCUGUGCCCCGUGGGGAGCUGUCGUGCAUUACAGAGCUGCUGAUCCUGGCCCACAGCUGCUUCAGCCUGACGUGCCACAUGGAGGGGAUCACACGAGUGCUGCAGGCGGCUCGGCUGCUCACCGAGGAGCACCUGGCUCCCAGGGAGGAGUACGGGCUGGUGGUGCGCCUGCUGACGGGCAUUGGCAGGUACAAUGAGAUGACCUACAUCUUCGAGCUGCUGCACCAGAAGCACUACUUCGAGGUGCUCAUGAGGAAGAAGCUGGACCCGAGCGGGACGCUGAAGGCGGCGCUGCUGGACUACACCAAGCGCUGCCGGCCCGGCGACAGCGAGAAGCACAACAUGAUCGCGCUGUGCUUCAGCAUGUGCAGGGAGAUCGGCCAGAACCACGAGGCUGCCGCCUCCACCCAGCUCAAACUCAUCGACUGCCGGCCCUGGGAGGAGUCUCUUCAGGAUGUUCCAAAUUUAAAGAAGCUGCUGCUGAAAGCUGUGACCCUCUUCAUUGAUGCAGCAGAAAGUUACUCCAAGGACUCGUGUGUGCGGCAGGCGCUGCGCUGCCGCCGCCAGACGCGGCUCAUCACGCUCCAGCUGCACUUCCUGGGCUCGGGGCAGAGCACCAGGAUCAUCAACCUGGGCAGGCAGGACCUGCCAGGAGCCAUCCUGGCCUUGCCCAGGUACUACCAGGCAGCCAUCGUGGCCGAGGCCUACGAGUUCCUGCCGGACUGGGCUGAGGUUCUGUUCCAGCAGGUGAUCACCAGGGGGGACUUUGUGUACCUGGAGGAGUUCCGGCAGCAGCGGCCGCUGCGGCCCGGCCUGUUCGAGGAGGUGGCCAAGAGGGUCAAACAGCACGCCCCUGCUGAUGCUGCCCUGAGGAACCUGAAGCGGUUCCUCACCCACUGCGAGGACAUCUACACCUACUACAGGCUGGCCUACGACCACAAGUUCUAUGACGUGGUGAACUCCCUGCUGAAGGACCCUCAGACUGGCUGCUGCCUCAACGACCUCUUAUCCAACUGAAUUCCAGCUGAACUCCAGCCCGGAGCACAGGCUGCAGGGUCACUGCUCAUUUACACAGAUUUUAUCAAUGGCCUGCUCACAGGGCUCUGCUGCUCUCUAAAAAUUACUCCAGAAAACUGCACAAGGUUGUAAGUAGUUAAAUGCUGACUGUGUUAACCUAAAAUUGUGUUUUGUAUAAUAAAUGUUAUUGUUUAUAAAUUA